UGUAUCGGCCGCUGUGUCAUAGUGCGGGCUACACACUGCGCAAGCGUGAAGUUUUCUUUCUAACUCGCUGUCUCCCCUUUCCAUUCCCCCUCUCCUGGAUUACUAUAUAACCACCCUGCUGUUGACAAUAAAGGCUGAGUUUUACCUGUCUCGUUCCCAGGCGUGUACGUACGUUUCGUUCCUGCCGUGGCCUAACGGCCGCGACAAUGUUACAGUGGCGACGAGUCAAGACGACACCCACGCAGUCAAGGCAGAGCCAGACACCCCGGCACUGAAGACAGCCGUGCCAGCGAUUUCCAUGGCUUUGCAGAUGCUCCCGAGCUUCGACGAAAGCACAGAUAAGUGGAAGCCGUACUUGAUCAAAGUCGAGGCAUAUUUCGAAGCAAAUGGCAUCGUUGAGUCAAGUAAGAAGAGAGCACUUCUUGUGGCUGCACUGAGCACGCAGACUAUUCAAAUCCUUGCCGGAAGGGUGGCUCCCCGCGCGCCAAACUCAUUGAGUUAUGACGAAGUUAUCAAAGCCUUGAAUGAAUACUAUGACCCUAAACGGAACGAAAUUUCGGAGAGCUACAAAUUCUUCAGUCGUUGCCAACUGGAAGGAGAAUCUAUUCAGGCUUUCCUCGUCGAGAUCCGCCGCAUCGGAGACAACUGCAACUUCGGCAGUUGCCUUGACAGGAUGAUCCGAGACAGGAUUGUCUGCGGGGUACGCUCAAGUGCAGUACGGAAACAACUCUUGGCAAAGAAAGAGCUCAAGCUAGAAGAAGCCGAAGCGACAGCAAUAGCUGCUGAAGCCGCGGAAAACGAUGCGCUAAAGAUUUCCUCAGAAGUAACGCCACUAUUGAAAGUGCAAGCGCGUCGCCGGCCAACACCGAGAGAAAGCGCCGAAAAUGCAGCGUGUCGGCAAUGCAGUAGAUGUGGAAGCUUGAAACAUGACGCUAACAGCUGCAGCUGGGCCAAAGCUCGCUGUUACCACUGUGGUCAACGUGGACAUCUCGCAAAAAUGUGUCCCAAUCGCAGCGACAAGCAACUCGAGGCUGCUGCACCUGCGCCUCGUGGUCAAACAUUAACAGUGCAAGAAACCACGUCAGAAGAUUGCUAUGAAAAUGCUCAUAUCUGGACUUUGCUGUCGGCGCGAACGAAGUGCCUCGAGCCGCCAAUUCGCCGCACAUUCAAUUGGGGCGGCGUAGAACUGGCAAUGGAAGUAGACACAGCAUGUAUGCGUCAUAGCGCGACAGGUUUUCGAUAAGCAUUGCAAACACUGGCCAAGUUUGAAGCCUUCACAUCUGAAACUUUCAAGCUACGCUGGAAGGCUGCCUGUGUUAUGCGAGCUUCGGCUAGCUGUUGGGCACCAAGGUGUGUCAGUUGAAUGCACGCUCAUAGUACUAGAUUGCACCGGACCAAGCCUGUGCGGUCGAGACCUGUUAACCCUGCUGGAUAGGGCUGGAGUUCCGGUACUGCAAGUCAGUAAAAAAGAAGUGCCGGUGACGGAAGAAGCCAUCAACCACAUCAACGCCUUACGCAGUAACUACGAAGAUGUCUUCUCCGAGGAAUUGGGCCUGAUGAAGGGACCCCCAGCCAGCUUGGUGCUCAAGGACGGUGCGGUAAACAAGUUUUGCAAGGCGCGACCGCUUCCGUACGCGCUCCGCGACAAGGUGGCAAAAGAGCUGGAUCGGCUAGUGUCGCUAGGCAUAAUAUCGCCCAUAAAAUAUUCGGACUGGGCGACCCCCAUAGUACCAGUGCUUAAAAAAGAUGGCACAGUCCGGAUUUGCGGGGACUUUAAGGCCACCUUGAAUCAUGCUUGUGCACUUGAGCAGUAUCCCCUUCCGGUGAUUGAAGACAUGUUCGCGUCUUUAAGCGGUGGUGAAGUUUUUAGUACACUCGACUUGAAAGAUGCCUACAACCAGGUGCCACUAGACGAAGCUUCACGCAAGCUGUGCGUCAUUAAUACGCACCAAGGCCUAUUCUGUUACAACAGGCUGCCGUUCGGCAUUUCCUCUGCUCCUGCUAUAUUUCAAAGGAAGAUGGAUACCAUUCUAGCGGGCCUGCCUGGCGUUCAGGCAUACUUAGAUGAUGUGCUUGUGUCUGAAAAGGCGGCAGACAACGGAGCUCGGCUGAAAACAGUGUUGGAUCGGUUUCGAGAGCAUGGCGUAAAGCUGCGAUAUGACAAAUGCAAUUUCAGCCAGCCAUCGGUUACUUAUCUGGGACACCGUAUCGAUUGUAUCGGUCUUCACCCGACGGAAAAGAACGUGGAAGCUAUCAUGAAAGCACCGAGCCCUCGUAACGUGAGCGAGCUGCGUUCGUUUGUCGGAAUGCUAACAUUUUAUUCAAGGUUUUUGCCGAACAUGUCAAGCGUGUUGUCCCCGUUGUAUCAGUUACUAGAAAAGAAUGCGCGAUGGCAGUGGAACCAGCCCCAGGAAACUGCGUUCGCCAAGGCCAAACAGUGUCUCAAGAAUACCGAAGUGCUUGCCCAUUUUGACCCGUUAAAGGAGCUGAAACUCGAGUGCGACGCUUCCCCACACGGCAUUGGCGCAGUACUGUUUCACACAGUAGGCAGCGUCCACAGACCGAUAGGAUUCCGUUCAAGGACUCUCACGAAAGCCGAACGGAAUUACUCGCAGCUGGAGCGUGAGGCACUGGCACUCGUUUUUGGGGUCACGAGAUUCCGAGACUAUCUGUUGGGCCGUGAAUUCACCUUGGUUACAGACCACCAGCCUCUCCUCGGAUUGCUAAGGGCCGACCGCCCAACACCGUCUAUGGCUGCAGCCCGCAUUCAGCGUUGGGCCCUCUAUCUCGGAGGAUAUUGCUACAAACUUCAGUACACUCCCGGAAGACAACUGCUGAACUCGGACGCCCUCAGCAGGCUUCCGCUGCAAUCACCCGGUCCCAGUAUGGAGCCCCUAGAGCCGCAAGAGUACGUUUUUUCUUUGGAAAUCCUGGAGGAAGGCACAGUCACGACACGGGAGCUGAAGGACCUUACAGCUGUCGACCCGACACUAGAUCGCGUCAAGCAUUACGUGCUACGUGGUUGGCCUAGAAGCUCGAAAGGCCUUGAGCCGUGCCUGGCGGUAUUUUUUGACCGUCGACUGGAGUUGUCCCUGGCACAUGGGUUAAUUUAUUGGGGCCAUCGAGUGGUUAUACCAGCCGGUGCGCGAAAGCGAUUGCUGCAGCUGCUGCAUGAAACCCACCAAGGGUCUUCGCCGAUGAAAUCGAUUGCGCGAUCAUUGUUCUGGUGGCCAGGGCUAGACCGAGAGAUUGAGGAAAUGUCGGCUCAGUGCAAGAAUUGCAUCGACAAUUUGCCCAUGCCGCCAGCCGCUCCACCAGCAAGCUGGCCACAAACUUUUGAGAAGUGGUCGCGCAUCCAUGUGGAUUUUGCCGGACCGAUAGAAGGCAAGAUGGUGCUUGUGCUAAUCGAUUCGCACACCAAGUGGAUAGAAGCGCUUCCUUUGAAGCAAGCUACCUCGACAGCUACAAUCCACUGUUUGCGGGACAUUUUCAGCAGAUUUGGCGUGCCCAGAACGAUAGUUUCCGAUAACGGAACACAAUUCACUAGUCGUGAAUUUGCAACAUUUAUCGAGAACAACAACAUAUCGCACGUUAGGACCGCCCCCUUCCACCCGCAAUCUAAUGGGGCCGCCGAAAGAGCUGUCCGAACAGUGAAAGAUGGUCUUCGGAAGUUGAAGGAAGGAAAACUGGAGCACAAACUAAUGCGACUACUGCUCAAUUACAGAAGGACACCCCAGAAGAGCGGAAAGUCGCCAUCACAGAUGCUUCUCGGAUACCAGAUUAGAUCGCGCCUGGAUACGUGUUUUCCGAAGGGUAGUGGAGAUGCACCGUCUAACCAGGAGUAGCUGCCCCAACUAGAGAGCCGUGUGCACGUUCGCAACUAUGGGGCAGGAGACAAAUGGAUACCAGGACAUGUGACAUCUACAUCUGGGACCCGAAUGGUUACAGUAGAAACACCUGGAGCAAUUGUCCGGCGGCACGUGGACCAGGUGCGUCGUCGGCCUACAGAAACGCAGUC
Dermacentor albipictus is the source of this 4018-nucleotide messenger RNA. NCBI's taxonomy places the organism in Eukaryota, Metazoa, Arthropoda, Arachnida, Ixodida, Ixodidae. The record is from RefSeq and is a predicted model, not a curated record.